Molecule: messenger RNA, 1713 nt
Organism: Pestalotiopsis fici W106-1
Lineage: Eukaryota; Fungi; Ascomycota; Sordariomycetes; Amphisphaeriales; Sporocadaceae
Exons: 2
Coding region: 1-1713 (570 amino acids)
Source: RefSeq, a predicted model, not a curated record
AUGCGGUUACUAGAAACAAGCACUUUAAAAAUACACGAGUUUCAGGGCAGCUUCGAAGAUGACUACGCGAUUUUAUCCCAUACAUGGGGUCUGGAAGAAUGCACUUUCCAGCAACUGGAGCAACCCAGUGGCGCCGCUCUCAAAGGCUACGAGAAAAUAAGGCUGUGUUGCCAACAGGCACAGCGUGACAAUAUCAAAUGGGCUUGGGUGGAUACUUGCUGUAUCGACAAGACCAGCACUGCCGAGCUUUCGGAGUCAAUCAACUCCAUGUUCCUGUGGUACCAGAAGGCCAAGAUAUGCUAUGCAUAUCUUGAUGAUGUCAACGACGUAUCUGAACUCGCACGCAGCAGGUGGUUUUCUAGAGGUUGGACGUUGCAGGAGCUAAUUGCCCCCAAAUAUGUCAACUUCUAUUCCACCAACUGGGACUUCCUUGGAAACAAAAAUGAUCUACGGGACGACCUAGUCACCAUCACGAGCAUACCGCAAGAUGUUUUAUCAGGUGCAAGUGAAUUUCGGCACGCAUGUAUUGCCACCAGGAUGCGAUGGGCCGCCAAUCGCCAGACCACGCGCCUCGAGGAUUUGGCAUACUGCCUCAUGGGGAUUUUUGACGUCCAAAUGCCACUGCUUUAUGGGGAAGGCAAGCGGGCCUUUACGCGGCUGCAGCAAGAAAUUAUGAAAGGCUCGGAAGACCAGUCCCUGUUUGCUUGGGGUCUGUCCGAGUCACCCUACUCAACCGAACAGCUUCAGCAUGCCCUCUCUAUCGACGAGACAUAUGGCCUCCUUGCUGAUUCACCUCGAGACUUCUUGUUGGCGGCCGAGGUCGAACCCAUGCGCAGCAAACAACAGUCCAAUUCCACGUCAAAAGCGAGCACAAGUGUACAAAUUGACUUGCCCGUUGCUCAGAUCGCCGGUAGACAAAUCGCAAUUCUUGCUUGUACAAUAUCCAAACGCCAUGGAACAUAUCUUGGCUUUCAUCUGAACCAUUGGGAUAAGUUCUAUACGUCACGUGGUGGGGCACUCUUGGCCAUUCCAGCCCAUGGUUGGGUUACGAGCCGGGUCAUGACACUGGAAAUGAGAGAGGUCAGCAGUGGCCUGCCCCGAACACGACCGCCUACUAUUAGAAUUGUACUUAAACCUGAACCCCCGUCAGAAGGCUUCCGCUCUACACACGAUGGCUUCCGCUACUAUAAGAAACCCGAGAUCCAUGUUCUACAAGGUGGAUCGUAUGUUGCGCAGCAAGAUGUGAUCGUGCCACAUUACGACUCUGGUCCUAGUGCUGUGAUGAUCUUUGAAUCCAGUGAAUGGAUACGUGCUUUUAACGAGGGUCAUGGCAACUGGACAGGACCUCCAACAGGAUUUGCACUCACUAUUGGAGUAGACCCACGGCCUUGGGUUGCAUUUGUGCCUAUUCUACAUCCAGACUAUGCGCCAGGCCAGUUCGAUCACCUUGCAAAUUUGAACCCGGAAUUUAUCAAGUUCUGCAUGACAAAAUCCACAUUACUCGAGACACUGUCAAGAAAAGAGGGUAUCACAGGGUUCUUGGCAUCUCGAGCUGAGGAACUUGAGCUGUUGUUGGAUAAAUGGACGUAUGACCGUGCUAAUAAAGCAGGUUCGAUAUACUACAAUAAGAUCACUCUAAGGGUUUCCUUUAGAGAUGUCCCGGACGAAGCCUUCGUCGAUUCAGAGGUUCUUAUUCGAAUACGUGAAGAGUAA